AACCGUCGAUGACUACAACUUCAAGUCUUGGAAGUUGGAAGUAGUUGUGUGGUUGCUGUAUAGUUUUCUUACACCAAAUAUACGAAUAAACAAUCAGUUUCUUCAUUCCGAUCACUUGUUUUUCUCUCUCUAGGAAUCGUUGCGCCGGCGCAGCAUGAAAAGGCACAGAAGCGAAUUCAUCGGACUGCACAUUCUAAACAAUCUCAUCAUCCGCCGCCGCCGCCGCCGCAGCUUCCUCCUCCCCUUGCUCUCCGCCGCCUGCGGCUGUUUGCUUCUUCUCUGCGCAGCUCUUUCCGUCAUUCGCUGCCACCGCCUCCCUUCGAACACCUCAAUUAAAGGAAGAAGCUCAGACCUUGAACCAUGGAGUUCGAUUCAAUCGAAUCGCUUUUAUGGCUGCAGCAAUGCCAGCAGUGACUUUAGAACUGCGGAAAUGAAAACAGAGCCAAACAGAUAUCUGCUGAUCGCAACUAGUGGAGGAUUGAAUCAGCAAAGAACUGGGAUAACAGAUGCUGUAGUUGCUGCCUACAUCUUAAAUGCGACCCUCAUCGUGCCGAAGCUCGAUCAAGAUUCCUUCUGGAAGGAUCCAAGCAACUUCUCCGACAUCUUCGACGUGGAUUGGUUCGUGUCGUACCUGUCUAAAGACGUUAAGAUCAUACAACGGCUACCCGAAGGAGAGGUAGGGGAAGUCAGGACCGCUCGGGUUCCUAGGAAAUGCGAUGCAACAUGCUACCAAUCGCGCAUCUUGCCUAUCUUCAAGAAAAAGAGCGCUGUGCAACUUACUAAAUUCGAUUACAGGCUGUCAAAUUGGCUUGAUCAAGACUUGCAGAAACUGAGGUGCAGAGUUAACUACCAUGCUCUCAGAUUCACUCAUCCCAUUCUUCAAAUGGGAAGGAAAUUAGUUGACAGAAUGAGAAUGAAAAGCAACCGUUUUGUUGCAUUGCAUUUGAGAUACGAACCCGACAUGCUGGCAUUCUCAGGCUGCUACUACGGCGGAGGCGAGCGCGAAACGCGAGAGCUAGGCGCGCUGCGGAAGAGGUGGAAAACCUUACACACAAAGGAUCCUGACAGAGAAAGAAGGCAAGGAAAAUGUCUAUUAACGCCGGCGGAAAUCGGGCUGAUGCUGAGCGCGUUAGGAUUCGGAGACGACGUCCACGUUUACGUAGCUUCCGGCGAGAUCUACGGCGGGGAAGCGACGGUGGCGCCGCUGAGAGCUCUCUUCCCAAAUCUCCACACCAAGGAGAGCCUCACGAGCAAGGAGGAACUAGCCCAAUUCUCAUCCUACUCCUCUCGCUUGGCUGCAUUGGAUUUCUUUGUCUGCGACGAGAGUGAUGUUUUUGUUGCCAACAACAAUGGAAACAUGGCAAAGAUACUUGCCGGAAGAAGGAGAUAUUUUGGUCAUAAGCCAACGAUCCGUCCCAACGCGAAAAGGCUACACGAGUUGUUCCUCAACUGGGAUAAGAUGGCGUGGGGCGAGUUCUCAUCGCGUGUUUGGAGCGCCCAAGUUGGCUUCAUGGGAGAGCCUAGUGAGGCUGAAGCGGGGCGGGGCUCGUUCCACGAGAACCCUUUCUCUUGCAUAUGCAGAGAUACUGAAGCCAAGGAUGGUGUGGAAGGAAGUGGAGGGAUGUUUGUUGGUGAAGUGAGUGAGGAAGCAAUCUUCUUUGAAGAUGAUCAAGAUUUAGCAGAAGCAGAAUAUGUUGAUGAUGGUAAUGGAAUUUAAGCAAUCCUUUUUGCUACUCAAACUUAACAAUUUUUGGGGCUCUUUGUUGGAAGAAAGCAUGCAUCUAUUGGUGAAUGGUGAUGCUCAAGUAAUAAGUGUUCAAUCUUCUUUUCUUUAAAUGAGUGUUGAUUCUUCAAGUUCUUUUUGUUUUUUUUGUUUUUGGUUAAGUGUAUAUCACCCGUUACUUGUAGAUUGGUUGUAGUUUCUUACCUUUUCCCCUUCAUUUUCUAAAGUAGUUAAUGAUGGGGAAGUGUUGGUGUAAUGCUAUUGAUUCUUCUUUCGACUAAGAUUUACAUUUAUGUUAGCUUAAUAAUAAUAAGAGUUAGUGUUUUAUA
Molecule: messenger RNA, 2052 nt
Organism: Salvia miltiorrhiza (redroot sage)
Lineage: Eukaryota; Viridiplantae; Streptophyta; Magnoliopsida; Lamiales; Lamiaceae
Product: protein ROOT HAIR SPECIFIC 17-like
Exons: 8
Coding region: 155-1717 (520 amino acids)
Source: RefSeq, a predicted model, not a curated record